Molecule: messenger RNA, 4093 nt
Organism: Hevea brasiliensis (rubber tree)
Lineage: Eukaryota; Viridiplantae; Streptophyta; Magnoliopsida; Malpighiales; Euphorbiaceae
Product: MDIS1-interacting receptor like kinase 2
Exons: 2
Coding region: 167-3838 (1223 amino acids)
Biological process (GO): protein phosphorylation
Molecular function (GO): ATP binding; protein kinase activity; protein binding
Source: RefSeq, a predicted model, not a curated record
AGAUAAACUAGAUGCUAUUGGUCUAAGGCUUUCAGCGUCGGUUUCCUUUUUCCUCCCCAGAUUAGUCUGUGAAGUACAGCCCAGAUCUUAUCCUCUGCUAUCACUUCUCCUCUGCUAUAUAAAGAGUACAACCCAUAUCUCAUAGCACCAAGUCAUACAGCUAACCAUGAGUAUAACUCAAAAGCUUUCUCUCCUCGUUCAUUUUCUUUUUGUGCUGUCUUUGCUUCCAUUACAGAUUACCUCAUCACCAAGAACACAAGCAGAAGCUCUCAUCCAAUGGAGAAAUAGCUUAUCUUCCUUGCCUCCUUCUCUGAAUUCCUGGUCCUUCACCAACCUUAACAACCUUUGCAACUGGACUGCCAUUUCCUGCGACACCACUGGAACAGUCUCCAAAUUAAACCUCUCCAACCUUAACAUAAAUGGAACACUCACCCAAUUCAACUUCUCUUCAUUUGUAAACAUUUCCAGCGUUGACCUCCAGAAUAACAAUAUAGGGGGAACGAUACCAGCAGCUAUUGGUAGCCUCUCCAAGCUCACUUACUUGGACUUGAGUGUCAACUAUUUAGCUGGCAACAUUCCUGUUGAGAUGGGGCGAUUGACAGAGCUUCAAUAUCUUAGCCUUUAUGACAACAAUCUCAAUGGUACAAUUCCUUAUCAGCUCAGCAAUCUUCAAAAGGUAUGGUACUUGGAUCUUGGAGCAAAUUACUUGGAAGACCCUGACUGGUCAAAAUUUUCAACUAUGCCUUCUUUGAUGCAUCUUAGUUUUUUUCUCAAUGAACUUACUUUAGGCUUCCCUGAUUUCAUAUCCAAUUGCCAGAACUUGACCUUUCUAGAUUUGUCAUGGAAUCAGUUGACUGGCAUGAUACCAGAAUGGGCUUACACCAAUCUGGGAAAGAUUGAGUAUUUCAAUCUCACUGACAAUUUAUUCCAAGGACCAUUAUUAUCAAACAUUUCCAAGCUUUCCAAUCUCAAACAUCUUCGUCUACAAAAUAACAAGUUUAUUGGUCAGAUUCCUGAAAGUAUUGGUUUGUUGUCUGGUCUUGAAACUCUUGAGUUGUAUAACAAUUCGUUCCUGGGGAAUAUUCCAUCUUCUUUAGGCCAACUUAGGCAUUUGGAACUACUUGAUCUCCGAAUGAAUGCCUUGAAUUCAACAAUUCCGUCCGACCUUGGCCUUUGUACUAACCUCACUUACGUGGCCUUGGCCUUGAAUCAACUAAGUGGGAACUUGCCCUUGUCCUUGUCCAAUCUGAGCAAAAUGGUCCAUCUGGGUUUGUCUGAUAAUUUUUUAACAGGUGAGAUCUCACCUUAUCUUUUUGCCAAUUGGACUGAAUUGCACUCCUUGCAACUUCAAAAUAAUUUGUUAUCUGGACAUAUUCCCUCAGAAAUAGGACAACUGACAAAACUCAAUCUUCUUUUUCUGUACAAUAAUACAUUCUCUGGUUUGAUUCCUCCUGAAAUUGGAAACUUGAAAGAUUUGCAAAGUCUAGACCUUUCAGGAAACCAGCUUUCAGGACCCAUUCCUCCAAAAUUUUGGAAUCUCAAAAAUCUUCAAAUCAUGAAUCUUUUCUCCAACAACAUCAGUGGAAUAAUUCCGCCUGAAGUCGGAAAUAUGACUUCCCUAAUAAACCUAGAUCUCAGCAAUAACCAGCUGCAAGGAGAGCUGCCAGAGACCAUUUCACGCCUUAGUUCUCUGGAGUCCAUCAAUUUGUUCACCAAUAAUUUCUCGGGUAGCAUCCCAAGUGAUCUAGGCAAGUAUUGUACUUUAAAAUAUGCUAGCUUUUCGAACAACAGCUUCUCUGGAGAAUUGCCACCUGAACUCUGUAGUGGUUUGGCUCUUGAACAACUUACGGUUAAUGGCAACAAUUUUUCCGGGUCAUUGCCCACCUGCCUGAGGAAUUGCUCAGGAUUAACUAGAGUCCGGCUUGAUGGGAACCAAUUCAAUGGAUCCAUCACCAAUGCAUUUGGAGUUCAUCCAGAACUUGUUUUCAUUUCUAUUAGUGGAAAUCAGUUUGUUGGUGAAAUCUCACCUUCUUGGGGAGAGUGUGAAAACCUCACCAAUUUACAGAUGGAUAGGAAUAGAAUUUCUGGUGAAAUCCCAGCUGAGCUUGGAAAGUUGACCCAGUUGGGUGUUCUAACGCUGGACUCAAAUGAUUUGAGUGGGAUGAUUCCCAUUGAACUGGGAAAGCUGAGCAUGUUAUUCAGGCUCAACCUGAGCAACAAUCAUUUAACAGGAGUGGUCCCUCUGAGUUUGGGCAAUUUGACAAAGCUCGAAUCUCUUGAUUUAUCUGAUAACAAGCUGUCUGGGGACAUACCACAUGAGCUUGGGAAUUGUGAGAAGUUAUCAACUCUGGAUUUGAGCCACAACAACCUAUCAGGAGAUAUGCCUUUUGAACUGGGUAACAUAAACUCUCUGCAGUACUUGUUGGAUCUCAGCAGCAAUUCACUCUCAGGAAAAAUACCUGAUAAUCUGGGAAAGCUUACAUUAUUGGAAAAUUUCAAUGUAUCACACAAUAAUCUUUCAGGAAGAAUUCCCACAGCAUUGUCUGGCAUGAUUAGUCUGUAUUCUUUUGAUUUCUCCUACAAUGAGUUGACAGGACCUAUCCCAACCGGUGGCAUGUUCCAAAAUGCAUCUGCAGAAGCUUUUGUUGAAAACUCAGACUUGUGUGGAAAUGUAGAAGGACUAUCUCCAUGUAAUCCAGUGGCAUCAAGUAGCAAACCCUCAAAGCAUAACAAAAAGGUUCUUAUUGGCAUCAUUGUUCCAGUUUGUGCCUUAUUAGUGAUAUCAGUAAUUAUUGUUGCAAGUCUAAUAUAUCGUCGCAAGACUGAACUCCGUGAUGAAGAGAUCAGAGGUAUAAAUAAAUAUGAGAGUUAUGAGUCUAUGAUAUGGGAAAGAGAAGGAAAAUUCACAUUUGGCGAUAUUGUUAAGGCCACUGAUAACUUCAAUGAGAAGUACUGCAUUGGAAAAGGAGGAUUUGGAAGUGUUUACAGGGCUGUAUUGGCAACAGGUCAAGUUGUUGCAGUCAAGAAACUAAAUAUAUCAGAUUCCAGUGAUAUUCCAGCAAUAAAUCGCCAGAGUUUUGAGAAUGAGAUUCGGAUGUUGACUGAAGUGAGGCAUCGAAACAUCAUCAAGCUUUAUGGUUAUUGUUCUAGGGGCAGCUGCUUGUACUUGGUUUAUGAGUAUGUUGAGAGAGGAAGUUUAGGAAAGGUAUUGUAUGGGGUGGAAGGGGAAAUGGAGCUUGAUUGGGCUACAAGGGUGAAGAUUGUGCAAGGAGUGGCUCAUGCAAUUGCCUACUUGCACCAUGAUUGCUCUCCACCAAUUGUUCAUCGGGACAUAUCUUUGAAUAAUAUUUUGCUCGAGUCAGAUUUUGAGCCACGGCUUUCAGAUUUUGGCACAGCAAGACUGUUGAAUAAAGAUUCAUCCAACUGGACUGCAGUUGCUGGUUCCUAUGGCUAUAUGGCACCAGAGCUGGCGCUCACAAUGCGGGUCAAUGAUAAAUGUGAUGUUUAUAGCUUUGGAGUGGUUGCACUAGAAGUUUUGAUGGGAAGGCACCCAGGAGAGCUUUUAUCUUCAUUAUCAUCACUAAAAACAUCAAUGCAAACUUAUCCAGAUUUGUCUGUAAAGGAUGUGCUAGACCAGCGGCUUCCAUCUCCUACAGGCCACUUAGCAGAGGAGGUUGUUUUUGUAGUUGGGGUUGCCUUAGCAUGCACUCGAACAACUCCAGAGGAACGGCCUGUCAUGCAUUUCGUGGCACAAGAACUAGCAACACGAACUCAAGCAUACUUGUCUGAGCCGUUAGAGAAGAUAACUCUUAGCAAGUUAACAGCCUUUCAAAGAUAGAACAUAAAAGGAAGUUUUUUUUUUUUUUUUAAUAGGUUUGUCCAGGAUCCUGCCUACCAUUUACUGGAUCAUAAUUAGGGAACUAAGUCUACCCCGAAAUGAUGCUCUACAGUAAUGAGGUGCACAUCCCCUUCAUGUGUAACUAGUUACUAGAAUGAGGAUAUAUUUGAUAUCAUGUACUAAUACUGAAGUUAAACUUCAACUUCAACCACUAGAUUUUGAAAUAUUCAAAAUAUGCUGCAUUAACAUUCUUUA